Messenger RNA from Gasterosteus aculeatus aculeatus (three-spined stickleback), 1812 nucleotides. It is a transcript of the gene cenpo, whose product is annotated as centromere protein O. Gene Ontology annotation, cellular component: Mis6-Sim4 complex; kinetochore. The record is from RefSeq and is a predicted model, not a curated record. NCBI's taxonomy places the organism in Eukaryota, Metazoa, Chordata, Actinopteri, Perciformes, Gasterosteidae.
GGAAACUGGGGGCGGGGCUACCGGUGAUGACGCUACAGCCGCCAAAAUCAAACACAUCCGCAACUACAAGUGGAUGUUUUCAUCUAAAGCAGCGUAACGUACAUUAUUCCACACAACACAAAUACUCCCAGAACAUGGAGGUGGCGACUACAAAAGGUGUUUUGAGUCAUCUCAGUCGCCUGGAAGUUCAGAAAAGAAGCCUGAAGAGUCAACCUCAGCAGCCGGGUGGUGUGAAGGCGCUGAGGGCGACGGUGGAGGCGCUUCUGACGCAGAGGGACCAGCUGAGAGCAGAGAUCCAGACUCACAAGAAUAUCAAGAAACUGAGGGUGUCUAUGGACAAGCAGUGUACAAACGAAGAAGAAGAAACAGAGGAGGGAAUGGACGAAGACUCCGAGAACUCAAACCUGCUGCGGCUGAUGGCCAGACAUACACAACUGAAAGACCUCCUGCAUGCUCACAACGUCGUUGGUGGGUACAACGUUGUAAAGACCCGUCAAGGUAAAGGAGUGUGUGUGUCUGUGGCAACGUUCUACGAGGGCGUUUACUUGAACACUUACAACCUGGAGAUCGACGUGAAGCCGACCGUGAGGAUCAGUCGUCACAAUGUUCCUCCGUUUAUUCCUUUGAACAACCUGGCUGAGCAGAGCAACAUGCAGACGGACCUCCGGACUCUUCUGGACCCCCUCAGCCAACAUCUCAACGCCUUUGCCGGUCGCCAGCAGCAGUUUAAGUUUGUUAAGGAGCUCCAUAAGUCUGUGGAGGUGAUGGAGAGUAACGUGUUGUGUUCAUUACUGGUGCUGAAGUUCACCGUCCCCAGAGAGAAGACGGCUGUUCUCUGCUCCCUCGACUACACUGACUGCACCAGAAGUCUUCCCACACGAGUCCACUUUGAAUCUGACGACGAGGAGCUUCCUGAGUCUCCAGUGUGGAAAACACACUGCAGCUUUCUCAUGGAGACUCCUGUGCACAAAGCGUUGAAAACAAUGAGGAAGACGGGGAAUAUCGUGUAAUUUAUUGAGAUAUAUAAUAAAGCCAUUCUACAUUUGAAUAAACUCUGAUUUUUCUUUUACAAUGAAACAGAUACUUAAACUUUUGGUUUUGUUUUGAUGUUGCAAACGUUUAGGUAAGACGCCGCAUGUAUUUCCAUGUUGCUUUUGUCCUUGAACUUUUAUAUGAAUGCCGCCACCUCAUUGCGUAAAGUCUCCCACUGAAACUGCCUCAGCGUUUCUAUUUCCUCCUGGGCUUUCUGCUGUUGCCUGGCCAGCUCUUUUUCCGAUAUUGCUUCACCGCUUCAUCUUCUUUCUUGUGAUACUGGGAGUUGCUGGUGUACGAUCUUCUGCCAUCAGAUGGUUGUAAUUUGUGUUCUUCAAUCUCCCUCACGGCGACGUUGACAGACGCUUUAGGCUCAACCCCUUUUACCAUCCCCACUCGUCUGCGUUCGCUCUUCAGGGAGUCUGUUCUCUGCUUAAGCGUUUUGCGAGUGGACCUGUACUGCCGGGCCAACGUGUCCGGUUUAUGCUGGAGCGCCCGUUCCUCUUAUUAUUCAGCACUUUCAAAUUUUUCUGCUGCACAACAGGUGUCUGAAGCAUUGAUCCAUUAGAAGAUGGCUUGAAGGAGAAAUGUGUUUUUGAGUCACCAAAAUAGAAACAUAAGUUUUGUUUAAAUUAGGAAGAGUUUGGUGUUUUCUUAACUGAUUUCUGUCCUCUAAAGCGUUGUGUUCUGCAGGUGUUUUUAUUGCUAUGUCCGUCUCAUUGUACGUUAUGUAAUAGCCUAUUGUAUCUGAAAUAAAGUGAAUGGGAUUGUUGUGUGUGA